GGACGACCUGCCAUUUGCCUCAGUGAUGGAUGCCGCGGUGCACGUUCUCGUGUUCCCUUGGCCACGGCAGGGGCACAUCAAUCCCAUGCUCCAGUUCGCCACCGCCCUCGUCGACACCGGCAUCCAAGUCACGUUCCUCCACACCGAGCACAACCUCCGCCGUUUCGCCCAGGCGCAUCCGCCGGGCCUACGCUUGCUUUCCAUCCCUGACGGCCUGCCCGACGACCACCCCCGCGGCUUCUUGGCGUUCAUGGAGUCCAUGUGCACGGCCGGCAGCGCCGCGUACCGUGCCCUGCUCUUGGCGCUUCUCUCUGCCGCUGAUGCGCCAGUGACAUGCGUUGUUGCCGAUGGCACCAUGCCGUUCGCCAUCGAAAUCCCCGAGGAGUUCGGCAUCCCCGCGCUCUCCUUCGUCACGCACAGCGCGUGCAGCUACCUGGCGUUCCUGUCUAUGCCCAAGCUCGUGGAGCUCGGGGAGACCCCCUUCACCGCGGAUGACCUGGUGUGUAGCGUUCCGGGGAUGGAGGGCUUCCUCCGGCGACGAGAUCUUCCUCGUGGGCUCUACUGCACCGAGCAAGGCGACGGAGAUCCCUUGGUGCUCAAGUUCGCCGAGGCCGUCGGUCGUACCAGCAAGGCAUGUGCGCUCAUAUUCAACACCGCCGCGUCCAUGGAGCGGCCAGCGCUCGCCCACCUCGCGUCGGGCACAAGCGACGUCUUCGCUAUAGGCCCACUGCACGCCAGGUCGAGUUCCGCCGCAAGCCCAAGCCUGUGGCGGGAGGACGACGGGUGCAUGGCGUGGCUGGACGGCCACGAGGACCGGUCCGUCGUGUACGUGAGCCUGGGGAGCCUCGCGGUGAUCACGCACGAGCAGUUCACCGAGUUCCUCUCCGGCCUGGCCGCCACCGGGUACGCCUUCCUCUGGGUGCUCCGGCCGGGCAUGGUCAAGACGACCAGCCCCGCUCUCCUCGGAGAAGCCGUCGGGGCAGCCGAAGGCGGCAAGGGGCGCGUCGUGGAGUGGGCUCCUCAGCGGGAUGUGUUGCGGCACAGGGCGGUGGGCUGCUUUCUGACACACGCCGGAUGGAACUCGACGCUGGAGUGCGCCGUCGAGGGCAUGCCGAUGGUGUGCUGGCCCUUCUUCGUCGACCAGCAGACCAACAGCCGCUUCGUGGGCGCCGUGUGGAAGACGGGGUUGGACAUGAAGGACGUCUGCGAGAGAGGCGUCGUGGAGAGGACGGUGAGGGAGGUCAUGGCAUCCAACGAGAUCAGGGCAGCGGCCCAGGCCAUGGCGCAGCAGUUGAGGCUGGAUGUUGCAGAGGCGGGGUCGUCGUCGUCGGAGUUGGAGCGGCUCGUCCGCUUCGUCAGGGAGCUCAGCGUCAGGUCCUCUCUCAAGCCCAGAAUUAAUGGAAACUAGCACAGGCUGCAGUGAUCUCUCAUUUACAUCUCAGUACUACCAGACACAUAAUCCUGUAAAACAAUCACAUUGUUUACUGGUAAUUUGCCGUCCAUGCUUCCUCAUGGCAGUGGUCUGGUGGACAUGGUGUUGGAUCAUCACAAUUAUUAUUAUUUCUCUCCCCAUCACCAGCCGCCGGCUCUUAUUCUUUCCAUGAACCUUCUCACGGAUCUGAAAGCAAUGAUCAAGAAUAAAAUAUUGCCCCA
Messenger RNA from Triticum aestivum (bread wheat), 1653 nucleotides. RefSeq names its product myricetin 3-O-rhamnoside 1,2-glucosyltransferase UGT709G2-like. Gene Ontology annotation, molecular function: quercetin 7-O-glucosyltransferase activity; quercetin 3-O-glucosyltransferase activity. The coding region runs from base 26 to 1408 and encodes 460 amino acids. The transcript has a single exon. The record is from RefSeq and is a predicted model, not a curated record. NCBI's taxonomy places the organism in Eukaryota, Viridiplantae, Streptophyta, Magnoliopsida, Poales, Poaceae.